Messenger RNA from Aethalodelphis obliquidens (Pacific white-sided dolphin), 3694 nucleotides. RefSeq names its product translation initiation factor IF-2-like. Bases 1994 to 2911 code for a protein of 305 amino acids. The transcript is spliced from 7 exons. The record is from RefSeq and is a predicted model, not a curated record. NCBI's taxonomy places the organism in Eukaryota, Metazoa, Chordata, Mammalia, Artiodactyla, Delphinidae.
AGGCGUGGCCUUAUCUCGCCACGCCCCCUCCGCGCGCCCCUCCUCGGCCGGGGGAGGCGUGUGGUGGGGCUCGGGUGGGCGAGACCAUUCGCGAUGGUCCGGCGGGGAGGGCGGGCUGUACCAUCCGCGGGAGGAGCCUCGGGUCCUCUUCGCGCGCCAGGGCGCCGCGGGGCCCGGCCACCCCGGGCUGCCCUCGGAGGCCGGGCCGCGCGGGCGUUUGGCGCCCAGGCCCCUACUCUGCGCAGCGCCCUCUUUGUGUACAGGCCCGCGGCAGCCCCCCGCUUUCUUCCCCGCGGAUGCGCACGUGCGUCCCGAGCGCGGCGGCUGUGCCCAGAGACCCGCCUGACCCCGAGCGCCCUUAGCCCUGGUCCGGGCUCCAGCCACUGCAGCACGCUCGCCUCUGGUCUCGCGCUCUGCCCUCAGGCACCUGUCCCCCGGUGAUCCACGCAAGGCCCAGUCUGUAGGUGAAGUGGCCUCCCUUAGAGCGACCCGGAAAGUGUGGUCGUAUUUCAAGGUGGACUUUCAAAGGCGGUGCUGCCUUGCGUCCGCGGGCCCCGCCGGUGGCCGUGCGCUCCAAGACGUGAAGGGAAGGGCAGGCCUUCCCUAGUGCAGAGGCACGGGGCUUGGCUGACUGUCCAUUUUUGCAGAAACCUUCCUCCUGUGUGGGAUCGCUGUCUGGAGAAGGGCUCCCGCGCUGCUCCGGGAAGAAGCAGACCCAGGACGGGAACACGUGGCUGAAAGGGCCAUCUCCAGAAAAGAGGAAGAGCUGCAGGUGCCGUCGGUGAUCCCCUCCAGAAUACCUCAAGAUGUGAUGCAGUAAUCUGAGGGCCACGGAGUAGUGACUCGGUCCUGUAUUUACGAGGCAUCCUUCUCCAAGGGAAGCAAGGUGCUCUAAGGACAGCUCAUGUGCGGUACACAGGGGCAGUUUAAAGCAAAUCCCAGAGAUCAUGCUAUUUCACUGCAGUAGGAUGCAAGUGUUAAUAAUUCCACUUUAUGGGAAAAUAGAAGCACUGAAAAGUAUCGCCCAGAAUGAUACACUGAGUCUGUGGGGGAAGCUCCAACGUUCCUGCGAGGAGGAUGACAGCAAACACCAUCUCCCGCCAAGACAUCCUGAGUGUCUGGGGUUUUCUGCUGAGCUUUGGAUGCCGCAGCGUCGAGGAAACUUUGCCAGACGCGUCACCCCCUCCGGCCUCCCCACAAGGGUGGGGCUUCCGGGGCAGCUCCCAGAGGCUAGAAGGCCAGUUCGGGAGUUUCCUCGGCGCCUCGAGGCACCCCCUGGGCAGCUGUCGUACGACAAGAAUUGAGCCGUCUUUGUCUCCGGUUCCGGCUCAACCCCUCAGACCACACCUGAGUUUAUGCUAAUGAGGCGCUGGAAACUCAGAUGGGCGUCUGGAUCACGUGGCUGUGCUGAUGGGCGGAGGGCUCGCCCAAGGGCCCUCCCGGACCUCACCUGUAGUCAUCGGGACCUGCUUUCCUGAGUUCCGUGAGCCAUUCUGGCGAACCAUGGAACUGGAGGGGGUGCCUGGAACCCCCAAAUUUGUAGCCAGUUGGUCAGAAGCACGAGGGGCCUGGAACCCCCAAAGUGCAGCUGGUGUCCGGAGUGAGGACGGUCUUGUGGGGGCCGUGUCCUCAACCUGCAGGGUCUGCGCUGAGCCCGGAGUUGGUGUCAGAGUCGUACCGCUCACCCCAGCGCACUCGCCUUGGGCCCAGGCGCCCGGUCCGGAUCUGUCCUGCGACCACCCCCAGGUCUCAACAUGGCACCCCGGGGGCCUGGGGGCCACGCCCUAAGAGGAGGCAGUACCCCCAGCCUCACCGCGAGCGCGGGGAUGGGCCAGCUGCCCUAACGUCUCCCCCCGUCGCCGCUUCGUGUACGUUUGGGAAUGGACCAGUUGUAGUAGAUUUUGUUAUCGAAUAACACACGACGUUGAAAGCUCAAAUAUGGAAGCAAACAAAAAUAUAGACUCCGAUAAAUGAAAAUACCCCCAGUGUCCCCAUGGGCUGUCGCCGUGCCCUGGAAGAGGUGCCCUUUUCAGGGGAGAAGGAGGAAGCCGGCCCGGUUCCCGCAGGGAAGGCGGGGAUUCCGCACCCGCCCCCAACCCUCCCCCUGCCCCCUCCUGCUCUGUGCCCUGAGGGGCCAUCGCACUGGCUGCCCCCAGGAUCCUCCUCUGGCUCCCGGGUGGGCCGAUGUGGGCACCUUCAGAAGGCAGAGGGUCGGCAGAAAGCGAGGGGUCAUGCCUGGGUCACCGUGGGUGCAGGGUCCUCGCCCGCUGUCACAGCCCCAGGCAUCCGCCUGCCUCCCGGUUCUGGGACCGCCCCUCCCCUGCCCUCCCUCUGGGGGCUCUCAGCUCUCGAUAACCAACCCCAUGUGAGGAACCAGCGGUGCCUCAUCCCUCGGCCCCAGCUCGCAGCCAGUGCCCGCAGGAAGUGUCCUCAGAUGACUGGGACUGUGUCCCGCCGGGAACACGGAGGGGGCCCAGAAAGCAGCCUACACCCCGCGGGAGCAGCCGCCGUCCGCCCAGCACUGAGGCUCAUGGUGGGGAAGCCCGGGUGGUUCUGGUCCGACCAGGCUGGGGUGACAGGGGGCAGGCCCGCAAAGGUCACUGAGGACAGAGGGCAGAGGGCAGGUACCCUAGGCUGGCAGACCCUCUGUGCGGCGGGGACGGGGAGGCCCCUCCUCCAUCGUGGGCCUGGGGUCUCCCCAGUGUCAGACGUGGGAGACCCGCCUCAUGGGCCGACAGCAGCAAACGCUGGAGAGGCCGGGAUACCUGCACCCCGGUGUCUCAGGUUGUCACAGGACCAGGAGAUGGCGAAGGUGUUACCAGGGCAACACGGGCCCUCCAGCCUCUCUCAGAUGCUCCAGAGAGGAGUUUCUCAACGUCUGGUCCAGUCCCACCUGCCUCUCAGUCACUGAGCAUUUGUUAAAGUGCGGAUCGUUGGUGCUGAGGAAACCCCCUGCCCCACACGACUUAGAUAAGUCCGCGCUUCCUCACGACCCCCGUAGGACUCGCAGAAGAUGCCCCUUUUUUUUUUCUAGAAGAUGCCCUUUUACACACAGGCCCUCCAAUGUCCCGUUGUUUGUCUUGUGAAGGGUGAGCUGAGAUUAGAAUUGUCCCUGUGAAACCAGCUGGACACAGAGACAAACAUUUCCGUUCAGCGAACUGAGCCGUCUCUCAAUGGCCCUGCCUGUAAAGCCCAAGGCAGGCCCCCUCCGCAGAGAAGCUCUGAUCUUGGGCGUCCCCUUCCCUUAGCAGCCUGAAUAAAAUCAAUCUCCACUCUCGUUUGUUUUGUCCCCGCAGCUCCCACCCUGGGCCCAGGAGUCACCGGCACCCUUGGGCGAUUCCUACGGGGUCAAGUUUGAGCAGCUCAGCCCUAGAGGCAGCAGCAUCAGAGCAUCUCGAGGGCUGCAUGGUCCGACCUCAGACAGACACUGUGCACAGCCAGGGACCCAGACUUCUAUGCUCACCAGGUCCUGCCCAUGCAGCCUUUUAUUGGUUUGCCAUCAUCACCCCUGCUGACAACGAGUGAUCUCCCUGGGAGGAUCCCAAGAACUGUGGUGGCUGCCAGGCGCUUUGGCACAGAAUUCCUCUCUGAGUCGGAGCCCGAGGCCAUUAGCGCGGGGGAACAGCUGCGAGGGCCACACCUCCUCGAGUCAUUUGAAAAUUUUAUGACGAAUAAAAACGAUCCAUGACACAGA